Molecule: messenger RNA, 1047 nt
Organism: Lacerta agilis (Sand lizard)
Lineage: Eukaryota; Metazoa; Chordata; Lepidosauria; Squamata; Lacertidae
Gene: DRD4
Product: dopamine receptor D4
Exons: 3
Coding region: 1-924 (307 amino acids)
Biological process (GO): adenylate cyclase-inhibiting dopamine receptor signaling pathway; adenylate cyclase-activating adrenergic receptor signaling pathway
Cellular component (GO): plasma membrane
Molecular function (GO): dopamine neurotransmitter receptor activity, coupled via Gi/Go; G protein-coupled receptor activity
Source: RefSeq, a predicted model, not a curated record
AUGGCUGGUGCUGUGAAAACUCCCUCUCAGCUGAUGCUCUCUCUCUGUCUUCAGUUCCAGGGAGGCGUGUGGUCCUUGAGCACAGUCCUAUGCGAUGCCUUGAUGACCAUGGAUGUGAUGCUGUGCACAGCUUCCAUUUUCAACCUCUGUGCAAUCAGCGUUGAUCGGUUCAUUGCUGUCUCCAUCCCACUGAACUAUAACCGGCGGCAAAUUGACAUGAGGCAGCUGGUCCUCAUCUCCACCACAUGGAUCUUUGCUUUUGCUGUGGCCUCCCCAGUCAUCUUUGGCCUCAACAAUGUUCCAGACCGGGACCCUACAUUGUGUCAGCUGGAGGAUAACAACUACAUUGUGUACUCUUCUAUUUGCUCCUUCUUCAUUCCUUGCCCUGUCAUGCUGGUCCUGUACUGUGCCAUGUUCCAGGGACUUAGGCGUUGGGAGGAAGCCCGGAAGGCCAAGCUGAAGAGCAGCAUCUACUUGGGCAACAGGCCACUGUAUUGUCCACCCGCCGUCAUUGAGAGGAAGCAGGCUGAGGUCAAGUUGGAGGAGCGCAACCAAUAUACCUGCUCCGAGUGCUCUUUUCCCAGGGACUACGUGACCAAUGGGAUUCAGACUGUGUCCUACCCACACCUCAGAUACCCACCACAUAAAGGACUCAAAAGGAAGCAGGCAAAGAUCAAUGGCAGAGAGAGGAAAGCUAUGAAGGUGCUGCCGGUUGUGGUUGGUGUGUUCCUUUUCUGCUGGACUCCUUUCUUUGUGGUCCACAUAACCAGAGCCUUGUGUCACUCCUGCACCAUCCCCAGCGAGGUAACCAGCAUUGUGACAUGGCUGGGCUACGUCAACAGUGCCCUCAACCCCAUCAUCUACACUGUCUUCAACACUGAAUUUAGGAACUACUUCCGCAAAGUUUUGCACAUCUUCUGCUAACACUGCUGGAUUCUAAACAUAGAAAUGGAUUCUGAAUAUAGAACAGAGUGUACUACACAAGGCAAAGAGUCAGACAAAUUUAACUUCUUUGUAUAGUUUAUUAAAGUUUUAUUUCUUGCUACA